Molecule: messenger RNA, 1848 nt
Organism: Penicillium angulare
Lineage: Eukaryota; Fungi; Ascomycota; Eurotiomycetes; Eurotiales; Aspergillaceae
Product: MFS general substrate transporter
Exons: 4
Coding region: 1-1848 (615 amino acids)
Biological process (GO): transmembrane transport
Molecular function (GO): transmembrane transporter activity
Source: RefSeq, a predicted model, not a curated record
AUGGGCGUGUUCAGCUCUUUCGGUCGUCGCUCGACUGAACAGUCAACUGAACAAGUUACAACCGUCAAUGUCAAUACCCAGGAAGAGACCAAGACCGAGCCUCAGUCCGACCUCUAUACUUCGGAGAAGGAUGUUGCUGCCGUGAACAGGUCGAGCGAGGGCGAUUCCGAGAACCCUACUCCCACUGAAGAAAAUGGAGUCCGUUUCGAGGCUCCAGAUGAGAACACUCAGCGUGGUGUUGCUGAUAUGGAGGCCAUUACCCAGACCUGGUCACGAAAUGCACUUAUUGCACUCUUCAUUAACAUCUGGCUGCUGUACUUUAUCAAUGCUUUCCAAAGCUCCGUUUUGGGCAACUUGAUCCCCUAUCUGACCAGUGAAUGGGAAUUGCACUCUUUGCUGAAUGUGAUCUACAUUGUCGCAGACUCUGUGACCGCUGCUUGUUACAUUCCUCUUGGUAAAAUGAUGGACACUUGGGGUCGUGCCGAGGGUUUCGCCUUCAUGGCUUUAUGUGCCACCAUCGGUUUGAUCAUGAUGGCCGCUUGCAGCAACUUGCCUACAUUCUGCGCUGCCUACGUGUUUUACAACCUCGGAUUCAGCGGCAUGACCUUCACUGUUGAUGUCCUCACAGCCGACGCCUCUAUGCUUAAGAGUCGAGGUCUUGCAUACGCCUUCACCUCCUCACCUUACAUUAUUACUGCCUUCGCUGGUUCCAAGACUGCCGAGGAUAUCCUCGACCAGAUUGGCAUGAAAUGGGGCUUCGGUGUUUUCGCCAUCGUCUUUCCAUUCGUUGCUGCUCCAUUGUACCUCAUGCUGAAGUACCACAUCAGACAGGCCGAGAAGGCUGGUCACGUUGUGAAGCAGCCCAGUGGUCGUACAUUUUUCCAGAGCGUCAUUUUCUACGGUAUUGAGUUCGAUGCCAUCGGUGUCUUCCUCUUCUCGGCGGGUCUUGUUCUCUUCUUCCUGCCCUUCGAUAUUGCCAGCAGUGCCCCUAGCGAGUGGAGUACUGGAUAUAUCAUUGCUAUGCUUGUUAUUGGAUUCUGCCUUCUCUUCGUCUUCAUUAUCUAUGAGUGGAAGUUUGCUCCUAAGCGUCUCUUCGCUAUGGGCUUCCUCUGGAACCGCACUGUUCUUGGUGCCUGUUUGCUUGACGCUACCUACCAGCUCUGUUACUACUGCUGGGAUAACCUCUUCACCUCCUUUCUGCAAGUCGUUAACGAUGUCACCGUCGCCGAAGCCGGAUACAUCGGUAACACCUUCGAUGUCGUCUCCGGUGUGCUUCUUCUUGGAGUUGGUUUCCUCAUUCGCCGCACCGGUCGCUUUAAGUGGCUCCUCUGGAUUGCUGUGCCCCUUUACAUCUUCGCUCAGGGUCUUAUGAUCUACUUCCGUCGCCCUAAUCAGUCGGUCGGCUACCUGGUCAUGUGUCAGGUCUUCAUCUCCAUCGGUGGCGCUGUGUUCAUCAUUUGUGAGCAGCUCGCUAUCCUCGCUGCUGUUGAUCACCAGCACGUUGCCGCUGCUUUGGCUCUGCUGAACGUUGUCGGUACCGUCGGUGACGCUAUGGGUGCUACUAUCUCCGGAGCUAUCUGGCAAAACACCUACUCUUAUGCCUUGAAGAAGUAUCUGCCCACCGCGGCUAUGGCAAACUACGACCUUAUCUACGACGAUCUUGAUACCCAGCUCAGCUACGCUGUGGGAACCCCCACUCGUAUUGCUAUCCAGGACGCUUAUGCUUAUGCCCAGACCAGAAUGUUGGCUGUUGGAACCGGUCUCAUGGCUCUGUGUUUCAUCUGGGUGAUGAUGAUCCGUAACAUUGAUCUUAAGGCUGUGCCCCAGGUCAAGGGUAUUGUUUUCUAG